Messenger RNA from Dioscorea cayenensis subsp. rotundata (Guinea yam), 910 nucleotides. Its product is annotated as transcription factor bHLH137-like. NCBI's taxonomy places the organism in Eukaryota, Viridiplantae, Streptophyta, Magnoliopsida, Dioscoreales, Dioscoreaceae. The record is from RefSeq and is a predicted model, not a curated record. Gene Ontology annotation, biological process: regulation of DNA-templated transcription. Gene Ontology annotation, cellular component: nucleus. Bases 39 to 698 code for a protein of 219 amino acids. The transcript has 5 exons. Gene Ontology annotation, molecular function: protein dimerization activity; DNA-binding transcription factor activity.
GCUCCUUCCAACUUGUUCUCUAUAGUUCCAAACAAUUAAUGGCAGACUUCCCUUAUCAUCAACAGCUCCCCUUCCUUCCAUUCACUCCCAUUGACAUGCCUCUCUACCAACCUCCUCAAUCUCAUCACCUUCUUGAACAAGAUCAUAUGAUCAAUACUUCCCAUGUGAUCUCUCCUUACUUCCCUUCUGAAAGCAGCACUUCUACAAUAUUAGUUCCUGAAGAGAAGCUCCCCAAAAUUUCCAUGGAGAAGAAGAAGAGAAAGAGAAGAAGAGAUGCCACGGAUAUAAGUGAGAGUAAGAGAAAGAAAGAGAGCAAGAAGAAGAUCAAAGAUGAUAAGGAUCUCCCUAAAGACUAUGUUCAUGUGAGAGCAAUGAGGGGUCAUGCAACAGAUAGUCAUAGUCUUGCAGAAAGGGUAAGAAGAGAGAAGAUAAGUUUGAGAUUCAAGAUGCUGCAAGACCUUGUUCCUGGCUGUGAUAAGGUUACUGGAAAAGCACUCAUGCUUGAUGAGAUCAUCAACUAUGUGCAAUCACUGCAGAAUCAAGUAGAGUUCCUGUCAAUGAAGCUUCAAACAAUGAAUCCAAUGCUUUAUGAUCUAUUUGGUGUGAAUUUUGAUGUCCUCACUGCCAUUAGUCAGGAGAGUUGCGGUUUUCCUGCGCAAGUGGGCUUCAACUUGGACAACAUGUGCCCAUUUCAGUAAAGAACAUGACCACGAACUUUGUCACGUUUUUUCUCUUUUUUCUGUAGUUCAUGCAGAGACUGAACUGAUGCACAGAAAGCUUUCAAUGCACUUCAAUUGGAUUCAUUAUUGAUAACAGAAUGAAAAGCUGAGCGCUUGUUUUUCAUUUUGUAACUUUUACAUCUUGUGAGAUAUAAUGAAAUAAAAGAUGAAUGGUCCUUUAUGUUGUCCUA